UGUAAGUGCCACAUGAGCACAAGUGAAAUCAUGAUUCAUGUUCCCUCCUUUGUGUUUGAACCUCUCCUUCCUCAUCUUCAUCGCCUAGAGAGACCGAGAAAAACAAAGAAUUUAUUCGAAACCUUAACUGAAUGCUGAUCCUCCACUAAGAAACUUCAAGAAAUCUAAGCUUAAUUCUUUCUAAUAAUGGCUUUAAAUUUAAGUAAUACUUGGGUUCCAUCUCCUCCCCUUUGUUGUCAUCCAUCUCCACGUAUAUCAAGGAUAUCUACUUGUAAAUAUCUUUGUUUCUCAAUUCAUUCGACGACUUCAACUCGUUCUUAUAACAUCAGAGUUAAAUCAUCUUCUUCAUCUUCAAGUGACGAAGGAAAUCAAAUUCCCGAGGAAUUGGAUAUGAAUUUGUUGGGUGAUGAAUUGAUUAGCCGGAUAUUGAGCAUGAAAGAUGCUGAUGAAGUUUUGGAGUUGAUUUCUGAGAAAUAUCAGAAAGAUACAGGUGUUGUUGGGACAUCUGAUUGCUGUAUGAUCAUAAAUUCUGCACUUGAAAGGGGGAAUUUCUUAUUGGCUUUAUCGAUUUUCUCUGCAAUGCGAUCAAGCUUCGAGCAAGAUUCUUCUAUCAAGGAAUGGAAGUGGAGUAGGCCAGAUGUGCGGACUUAUGUGUCGCUAGUUCGAGGACUUGCAGCAUCUUUGCGUGUUUCUGAUGCUAUUAGGAUGGUUAAUGAGGUUUGCCGAGUUGGAGGUUCCACUGGGGAGGAGGUGCCUUUUGGUAAGGUUGUGAGAUGUCCGAGCUGUACGAUAGCUGUUGCUGUUGCACAACCUCAACAUGGUAGUCAAAUAGCAUCAUGUGCCAAGUGUCGCUACCAAUAUGAGCUUGUUUCAGGAGAUAUAGUCAGUAUUGAAUCAGAAGAAAUCAGCAUGGAUACUUCAUCUUGGGAAAGGGGGCUGAGGUUCCUGCAACUAACGAGGAAGAACAUUCCUGCAGCUGUUCACUCUAUUGUGGUUCAAACUCCUACUGGGACUGCUCGCACGCACAGGUUUGCUACUAAAACAGUGGACCUUCCUGCACGAGAAGGAGAAAGUGUAACUAUUUGUCUGGCAGCUCCAUCAAGUGUUUAUCGGCAGGUGGGCCCCUUAAAAUUUACUACAAAAGCACCUGGAUUCAACCCAGGGGAACCCAUGUGUAUGACAAACCAUAAUGAUGGUCGAGAAUCAGAAUUACUACGGGCCCCUUCAAAGAAUGAACGCUUGUCUUUGCUUAGCCCUUCAGUCCUCUUCCCUGUACUUGGGGUACUUGCUACUGGAGAUGCUGCUUCAGGGAUUAUUAAUCCCAGCUUGCCACAAUUCAUUUCUGUUGCUGCAGUUGCUUCGGUUGCUCUAGGAACUACUUUGAAUACUCUAGUUCUGCCUCAACUAAAUCGGCUUCCUCAGAGGUCAGUUGAUGUUGUUGCUAUCAAGCAGCAGCUUUUGUCUCAGUAUGAUAUACUUCAGACUCGUAUAAAGAACCUAAGAGAAGCUACAGAGAAAGAGGUAUGGAUGUUAGCCAGAAUGUGCCAACUGGAGAACAAAAUCUUAGCUGUCGGCGAACCCUCUUACCGUGCUCGAAGAAAUAGAGUCAAAAGGGUGCGAGAAAGCUUGGAAAAUUCUCUAAAAGGGCGGAUUGAACUGAUUGACAGCUAUGCAAGAAUUUCGUCUAUGAUUGAGAUUGAGGUGGAGUUGGGCUCUGAUGUCAUUGCUGCUGAAGCAGUGAGCAAUGCGGAAAAUAUUGCAGAACAGAUUGAACAAACCAUGGAGCUAGAAAACCUUGAACAGCGAUGGAGGGAGCAAGUUGAGGCGAAUGAUGAGGUAGAAAGACUUCUCAGUUCUCAGCCGAUACAAAGAUAGGCGGACUGUAAAUUUGUCAUCACCUUGUCAAGAACUUACAUACACAUGGUCAUGGGCAAGAAGAAGGUAGUUUCCUCAGAUGGCUGGUAACUCAUCUUAUGAACAUCCCUUUUGCUGGCUUCCAAAGUAAUGGCAGUUACAGAAACACACUAGGCAGAUAAAGUUUUCUUAAGGAGCAAUAAAAUUCCUCCCCGCAAAUUAUACUGUUUUUGUUGUUGAAUGUAACGCAUUUUCUCAUAUAUAUAGUUCAUUUCUACAGGAUAAAAUUUAAUUGCCAUUUUUCCGUGUACAAAUUCACUUUUUUUGUUUUGUCUAUCUGUAAAGAGAACAACACGUACAUGGUCUGCCGUAAAUACUACCUACGUUUCUG
Papaver somniferum (opium poppy) is the source of this 2245-nucleotide messenger RNA. RefSeq lists its product as uncharacterized. The record is from RefSeq and is a predicted model, not a curated record. Bases 187 to 1875 code for a protein of 562 amino acids. NCBI's taxonomy places the organism in Eukaryota, Viridiplantae, Streptophyta, Magnoliopsida, Ranunculales, Papaveraceae. Gene Ontology annotation, molecular function: protein binding. The transcript has 13 exons.